AUGCGGGGCCUCAUGCAGGAUGCGCCUCUGGUGACCACCAGCAUCCUGGACUAUGCGGCCAAGUGGCACGGCGAAGCUGAGAUAGUUUCCAUGACUGUGGAAGGCCAGGUGGAGAAGAGCAACUGGCGGCAGGUUGCGGACCGCUCCAAGCUCUGCGCCCUGGCCCUCAAGCGGCUGGGAGUCAGGCCGGGCGACCGCGUGGCGACGCUGGCUUUCAACACUGUGCGCCACGUUGAGGCGUGGUAUGGCAUCAUGGGCAUCGGGGCGGUGUGCCACACCCUCAACCCGCGCCUGUUUGAGGACGACCUCGCCUACAUCAUCAACCAUGCCCAGGACAGCAUCAUCCUUGCAGACACCACCUUUGUGCGCCUGCUGGAAGCGCUGCACCCGCGCAUCCGCGGCUGCGUCAAGCACAUCGUCUUCCUGACAGGCACGUUCAGGUGGGAGGUGCGGGACGAGUUCCAGGCGUGCGGGCUGUGCUACACCAGCGGCACCACGGGCGUGCCCAAGGGCGUGCUGUACAGCCACCGCAGCAACUACCUGCAUGCAAUGAUCAUUGCCAUGCCCGACACGCUGGACCUGCGGGCCGGCAGCAGCGUGCUCAUGGUGGUGCCCAUGUUCCACGCCAACAGCUGGGGCCUGGUGUUUGCAGCGCCUAUGGUAGGCGCAAGCCUCGUGCUGCCAGGGCCGUUUCUGGACGGCGCCAGCACUUACAAGCUUAUGGAGCAGCAGCGCGUGACACACACGGCGGGCGUGCCCACGGUGUGGCUGGGCCUGCAGGAGCACAUGGAGCGGCAGCAGCUGCGCCUCUCCUCCCUGAAGAUGCUGGCUGUGGGCGGCGCUGCCUGCCCCAGGCGCAUUAUUGAGUUUUUCGAGGGGCAGGGCGUGGAGGUGCGGCAGCUGUGGGGCAUGACCGAGCUCAGCCCAGCGGGCACGGCCAGCCUUACCGGCCUGGAUGGCGAGGGCCUGGUGCAGCUGAAGCUGAAGCAGGGGCGGCCGCACGUGUUUUUGGACAUGCGCAUAGUGGACGACCAGGGCCAGGAGCUGCCCUGGGACGGCAAGGCCUUUGGCAACCUGCAGGCAAGCAGAGCGGCAGCACAGCGACAUGCCUGCCCCUUGUGUCUGCACGUGCGGGGCCCCACCACGCUCAGCCGCUACUACAACAGCGACGCGGCGGCGGCAGAUGAGGAGGGCUGGUUUGACACCGGGGAUGUGGCCACCAUCGACUCCUACGGUUAUAUGCAGAUCACAGACCGGAGCAAGGAUGUGAUCAAGAGUGGGGGGGAGUGGAUUUCCAGCCUGGAGAUUGAGAAUGUGGCGGUGGGGCACCCGCAGGUGGCAGAGGCCGCGGUCAUCGCAAUCCCAGACGCCAAGUGGGGCGAGCGCCCGCUGCUGGUGGUAGCGCCCAAGGAGGGGCAGAUCCCCAGCCGUGAGGACAUCCUGGGCUUCUUGGAGGGCAAGAUUGCAAAGUGGUGGAUGCCCGACGAUGUGGUGUUCGUGAAGGAGAUCCCACACACCGCCACUGGAAAGAUCAGCAAGCUGACGCUGCGCAAGCAGUUUGCAGAGGCCAAGCCGGCGCGCGCGCGGCUGUGA
Molecule: messenger RNA, 1593 nt
Organism: Chlorella variabilis
Lineage: Eukaryota; Viridiplantae; Chlorophyta; Trebouxiophyceae; Chlorellales; Chlorellaceae
Exons: 13
Coding region: 1-1593 (530 amino acids)
Source: RefSeq, a predicted model, not a curated record